AUGGCCUCAGACGCGCUCGUACCAGAAACGCGCGUGCUUGCAAUCGCCAGCCAUGUAGUCCAUGGAUAUGUCGGCAACAAAAUGGCGACCUGUGUCAUGCAAGCCAUGGGCUGCGACGUCUCCGCCAUCAACACCGUCCACUACAGCAACCACACAGCCUACAAGCAGGUCAAAGGCACAAAGACCACCGCGGCCGAACUCGAACAGCUCUACGAAGGCCUCCGCCAGUCAAACCUCACCAACUUCGACGUCCUCCUGACGGGCUACGUUCCUAGCGCGGAAGCAGUCCGAUCGGUGGGCAAGAUUGGAAGAGAUAUCAAGUUCAAUUCUGGCACAAAGCCGGGGAGCUUCUUUUGGGUACUCGACCCCGUCAUGGGUGACAACGGAAAGCUUUAUAUCCCCGAAGACGAAGUACCAGAAUAUAAAGCGCUCCUCCGCGAAGCCGAUCUGAUCCUGCCCAACCAAUUCGAAGCAGAAACACUCUCCGAAACGCCCAUCCACGACCUCAACUCCCUCGCCCAAGCCAUCCAAGUCCUGCACACAACCUACCGCGUCCCACACGUCAUCAUAACCUCUCUGCGUCUGACGAGAGACAACCAGAUCCCCCCCUCCCGGCCCGUCACACAACCGCACACGCCCUCCACUGAACCCUCAGACCCGCUGUCUUCCUCCUCCUCCUCAACACUGCCGCAGAACAAGCCCGCAGCCUCCCAACCAGGAAACGACGAAGUCGUUGAGAACCUAACGAUCAUCGGUAGUACUGCUACCUCGGACUUCAAACCGCGCUUAUUCCGCAUUGACACGCCCGCGCUCCCGCUGUUCUUCAGUGGAACGGGGGACAUGUUCGCCGCGCUCACGGUGCCGCGGCUCAUAGAGGCUGUGGAGCAGGCACCCGCUGAGCAGAAUCUGAGGGCGACGAGCAGCUGGCGGAGUCGGGAUGAGGUGGCGGCAGAGGAUUUGCCGCUGGCGAGGGCGGCGCAGAAAGUGCUGGCUAGCAUGCAGGCGGUGCUUGGUAAGACGGCGGAAAGUUGUAAGCAGGCUAUGGACGUGUACGACGCGAGGAUUGCGCGCGGAGGUGGGGGCGAGGAGAGCGAGAAGAAGCGCCACUUAGCGUUGAUGAAUGCGAGUGAAGUCGUAGUACCGCGACACGUGGAUUCACUCAUGAACCCGCCGGAUCUGGAGAGGUUUAGGCCGCGCGCGGUGAGGGCAGAGGUGGGUGGGGUGAAGAAAGAAAGCAACGAACUCGGCGUAUUACAUCUUGGGAUUGGGAAGAAAGGGGAGGGUGCAGUACAAGUCGAGGUUGAUGAGAGCGAGGGGAGUGGGUUUGAGAAGUUGGAGAGGCCUGAGGCCUGAGGGGGCGGGGAAAGCGCAGGUUAGGACGAGGGAUGUGGGUGAUGUGACGAGAGAGGAGAAGGGGGGAGAAGGCCGAAGCUAAGCAGACACAAGCCCAGCACGCAGGCGACGCGUCGAAGGCGGGCGAGAGCGUGAAGGACUGAGCCCAUCCUGGGACGAGCAGUCUUACAUAGACACAGAGCCCAUCAACCGAAC
Macroventuria anomochaeta is the source of this 1548-nucleotide messenger RNA. Its product is annotated as Ribokinase-like protein. Bases 1 to 1353 code for a protein of 450 amino acids. NCBI's taxonomy places the organism in Eukaryota, Fungi, Ascomycota, Dothideomycetes, Pleosporales, Didymellaceae. The transcript has 6 exons. Gene Ontology annotation, cellular component: cytosol. The record is from RefSeq and is a predicted model, not a curated record. Gene Ontology annotation, molecular function: pyridoxal kinase activity. Gene Ontology annotation, biological process: pyridoxal 5'-phosphate salvage.